CACAUAGAUAUAGAUCCGAAAAAUGUGCAUAUCGAUGGAACAACCGGUGAUCCUGAUAGAGAAUGUGAAUCUUUUGAAAUGGAGAUCAAAAACGCUGGUGGCAUUCAUCUAUUUGUCGGUGGAAUGGGCUCAGAUGGUCAUAUUGCUUUCAAUGAACCUGCUUCUAGUCUAGUGUCACGUACACGUGUUAAAACAUUGACAAGAGAGACUGUCGCUGCUAAUGCAAGAUUUUUUGGAAAUGAUAUCACUAAG
Messenger RNA from Trichobilharzia szidati, 252 nucleotides. Lineage: Eukaryota; Metazoa; Platyhelminthes; Trematoda; Strigeidida; Schistosomatidae. The record is from the annotation of a GenBank genome assembly.